AAUUCCGUCAUCUUCACGUCAUUUCACUUCACUUUGGACUUCGAACUUCAUUCCACCACAAAGCCAUUAACGAACAACUCAAACUCAUUCACCCACCAUCCAUCAACAUCAACAUCAUGAUCCAACCAAAUCGAUCAACCUCAAAUGGCUUGAAAUCAAAGCUCAUCAAAACCAUUAAAUUUAUAAUUUAUUUCGAUUUGAUUCUUAGUUUUUGUUUCAUUUCAAAUUUGAUUUUUAUUUCUACUAUUAUCUUGAUGCCUUUUAAUGGUUUAUUAGCUUAUGAAAUUAAUUCUAAAAUUGCUAAUUUACUUUGGAAAUCUAUGCAAUUCAUCUUUGAAGGUUUAAGUUUAGGUCAAAUUACUUUUUCAGGCGAUGUUUUACCUGAAAAUGAAAAUGCGAUUAUUAUUGCUAACCAUCUUUCUUAUUCCGAUUUCUAUUUGAUCAAUGGAUUAGCUUUAAGAAAAGGAAUGCUACCUUAUUGUAGAUGGUUCGCCAAGUCUUCAUUGAAAUAUCAAUUGCCCAUCUUCGGAUUAAGUAUGUAUUUGAUCGGAAUGGUCAUGAUAACAAGGGAUUGGUUAAAAGAUUCAACUUCGAUUAGUAAAGCAUUUGCACAUCUUAAAGAUCCAAUUGGAAUCGGUAAAAGGAUUUGGUUGGUUUCUUUCUUAGAAGGUACAAGAUUCACACCUGAAAAACGUUUGAAAAGUCAAGAGUUUUGUCGAUCGAAGGGUAAACCAGUCUUGCAACACCUUUUGGCACCUCGCACAAAAGGUUUUGUAGCAGCUGUUCAAGAAUUGAGAGGAAGUCAAGUUACUCAUGUGUAUGAUUUGACAUUAGCAUAUCGAGGACCAAAAGGUUUCAACGACCCCUCAAGCUUACUAACAGUUCACACAACUUCAAACCUAUCAUCAACUUAUUCAUAUCAUGUGCAUGUAAGAAGAUAUGCUUUAAAUGAAUUACCUAACACUGAUGCAGAACUCACCAAAUGGGUAGAAUCAAUUUGGAAAGAAAAAGAUGAAAUCUUGAAUGGUUUGAAUGAUCAUUGGAUUAAUUGGGAUGGAUUGGUUGGGAAUGGUGCUAAAAAAGAUUCUUUGUCUGGUGCUUAUGGUGUUUAUCGCCAAGGGAUUUGGUAAUAUAUAUAUAUAUGUGUGUGUGUUUCUUAUUUUGAGAGUUUUGUUUUUUUGUUUUAAAAUAAUGUAAAAUGAUGAGUUUUUAUGUGGUGUAUGGCUUGAUUAGAAAUGCCUCAAUUUUGUUUGUCCUAGAUUUCAAAUUAUUUAAAAGAAAACAUGGUUCCUCUUCGUUUGUUCAUUGUUCUUUGUCUGUUUUGGUUUAUGUUGAAAAAAAUGUAUCAUCUUUUAUUAGAUUG
Molecule: messenger RNA, 1363 nt
Organism: Melampsora larici-populina 98AG31
Lineage: Eukaryota; Fungi; Basidiomycota; Pucciniomycetes; Pucciniales; Melampsoraceae
Exons: 7
Coding region: 255-1130 (291 amino acids)
Cellular component (GO): endomembrane system
Molecular function (GO): 1-acylglycerol-3-phosphate O-acyltransferase activity
Source: RefSeq, a predicted model, not a curated record